Notodromas monacha is the source of this 4425-nucleotide messenger RNA. NCBI's taxonomy places the organism in Eukaryota, Metazoa, Arthropoda, Ostracoda, Podocopida, Cyprididae. The record is from the annotation of a GenBank genome assembly.
AUGGAGAAGAGGGAAUCUGAGGAGGAAUCCAAAGUUUUUCAAGGUUAUGCAUCUUCUGGAGAAAAGGGAAGAGAAACUGGAGGCAAGAAUGACUUGAUGAGACCUGAAACACUAAAUUCUGAUGAAGCAUUGGUCAGCUGUCUCAAUAAUAAGCUGUCUAUAGGAAUACAUGCCAAUAGGAUGCAGACACAUUCUUUGGUGGCUUUGGCUGGGUCACAUUUGCAUAUUGAAGACCAGGAAAAUCAGUUGUCACCUGACCUGAAAUUUCCUCCCACUGCUGAACAGCCUUUGGCAUCAGGCCAAGAAACUCCUAAACUAGUGAGAACAUCACACUUGCCAUCAGCCACAGAUUCAGAAUUGCUGCACACACAUGACCCAGAUGAUGGAGAAGAAUUGAAGAGGAUGGUGAGGAGCAUUGCCAGAAGCAGAACAGAUGUGGAUCAGUAUUCAUCUCCUGUCAAUAAGAGCAAGUGUUGUGAACCCUGGGACCCUGAUCAGAUCAUGAAGCAGAGAAGGGCUGACAGGGCCAAUAAUCAGCUGGCAGAAUGCACAACAGAUGGCAGCACUAAUAGAGACUACAGUGAAUCAUCACCUGUGUCUGACCAAGUUGCAGUGACCAUUGUUUCAUCUGCUGAAAUUGCUCAAGCUGGGAUCCCAAGCCGCACUUUCCAAGUGGACAGGCCUGAGUUCACCCAAGAAGAUUUGAAUGGCGCUUCUGCUUUCUUGGAGCCUCAAUCAUCAGAAAACAGGGUUCCACCAAAAAUUCUUCACAGCAAAGGAAUCACUGAAGAUCACCACAGAGAAGAAGCUGGGCAAACAGGGCCUAAUUCUGAUUACAGCAGUGAAGAUGACAGUACAAUGAAGGUGGACAGGCCUGAGUUCACCCAAGAAGAUUUGAAUGGCGCUUCUGCUUUCUUGGAGCCUCAAUCACCAGAAAACAGGGUUCCACCAAAAAUUCUUCACAGCAAAGGAAUCACUGAAGAUCACCACAGAGAAGAAGCUGGGCAAACAGGGCCAAAUUCUGAUUACAGCAGUGAAGAUGACAGUACAAUGAAGCCAAACAAGUCUCUGAGGACAGUGGCAUCAACUGAGAGAUUUUCUUGUGCCAGACCAAGGAGUCAUGUCCACUUCAAGCAUCCAGACACAGUUAUUGAAGUUGAUGGAGAUGAUUUAUGCUGGAGCUGUAAUUCUGAGGACCUUGAUUUUGACCAAAAAACCAGAUGGCCCAGCCCAAGAACAUGUUCAAAUGAUGAUGAUGAUGAUGAAGAUGAUCAGUCUUCUGGAGCUGCUGAUGACAGCAGUAGGGUCUUGGUGCUUGAAAAGGAUAAGAACUCUUCUGAACUGAACUUCAGGUACUGCAAAAAGAGCAAAACCUCUUUAAAAGAGACUUCUGCUGGAGAUGGAGCAGCUUUCCAUGUGGACAUCAACUUAGUGUGUGAAAAGGACUUAAAACCAGAAAAAAGUGAGGACUCAGAGGAAUGGCAUCAAGAGGAUGUCAGUGAGCUGUUGACAGAAGCUGCUGCUUUGGCAGAUACAAUGACAAUCAAUCUUGAUGGAAGCCUACAUCCAGACAAUCAGCAAGACCCCUUUUUGAGAAACUCUUUGCUCAACUUUGGCAGCAACAGGGCUUCUUCAGGAAUGGACUCUCAUGUACUUGGCAACUUUCCUGCUGGAGAUGAUGACUUCCAUCCCACCAGGACUUUGCUCAAUAGACCUGAGAGGUUAGCAACAGUUGGUUUGACUUCAUGUGAGUUGAAGAUGAAGCCACAGCAGUUAUUCAACCAUGGUUACCAUUAUCCCCAAAAUCCUGGACAAUGUGGUCGUCAGUUGCUUCUAGCCAGACGUCUGCAGCAGCAGAGAAAUUUGCAGCAAGAUUACAGACAUUUGCACAGGAGGGAAAGAUGUGUAUCUGGAAACAGCUACUGGGAAUCCCCUGAAAGCUCCAGCAGUAGUUCAAGCUGUGCAGCUGUUGCAGACUUCACCCAAAAGUCCUCUGGAGAAGCUGCUUCAAGUUCCUCAGACACUGGUGCCAUCUUGAGUCCAGAUGACAUGACAACCACAGAAAAGACAAUGAGGGCAGCAUUGUCAAGAUUUUCCCUCAAGAAAAGCUUGGCAGAGGAGGACUCAACCUUACAAAUGAUGUCCACUGCAAAGUUUAUGGAGUGGUCUAGUUGUAAAGUAGACAAUAAGACAAAUGACAUGCCUUGUUCAGGGACCUCAACUUCUCAGGACUCAAUAGUGCACAACUUCAGCCUAUCCCAACAUGACACACACAAUAAUAAUAAGUCCUUGCAUUCAGCCAAGGCUAAAAAUACUGAGAAUAUCUCAGCUUUGCAUUUGGAGGACAGCAAAGAUUCUUUGCUGGGUCCUGCUGCUGGGCUUUUGCAAUUAAUGCCUGAGAGAACUGACAGCAGAACAGUCUUAAUUGAACCAGAAGAUGACUCUGAAGAGAAGGAAUCUGACCAUUUACCUCUUUGGGCAAUUGUUAUACUAGUCAUAUUUUUCCCAUUUGGCAUCCUCGUUUUGAUAUACCGCAAGUUGACGUCGAAGAAGCCUCCGCGGGAUUCGAAGGUGUCGCCAAGAGUCAGUCAGGCGAACAUCACUCCGUUGCCGAACACAGCUCACAUGCAGCCGAUCAGCGAACAAGUCAGCCAGAGACAGAGAAGAAUCGAAAUAAGUCGUUCUCUGCAAAGUUUCAGACGGAAACUGAAGCCAGUGAAGGAUUUAAAAGAAGAAGAAUGCUUUUACGAUGACAACUAUUCCGGUGAUGGUGCAAAGCUGCUGGCACCCACAGGCAGAAGUCGGAAAUUAGCGAGUUUCUCCGCAUCUAAUACUGGGGAUUCGGGAUGCGUUCAGAUGACACUAAGAGCUUUUACGAUGACAACUAUUCCGCUGCUUCACCCUCAGCAUCAACUUCUGCUGUCUUUCCAGGCUUGCUUCAAUGACCAGUUGUGUUGGGAAGAAGGAAAGAAAGAAAAGAUCAUGGCGUCUGCUCGAGGGGGCGCAUCAGGAGCUAGUGUAACUUGGCGUGCGUGGACUGUGAUAUUCGGCGGAUUCCUCGUUCAUUUGACUCUCGGAACCAUUUACACUCUCGGGAACAUAACAUCUUACCUAACGUCCUAUAUACGAUUGCGGGUGGAUCCAACAUUCACUUACGAAGCCGCAACAUGGAUUUACACUUGCAACAUGAUGGCCAGAGGGUGGUUUCCUGGAAGAAAAGGACUGGUGACUGGCAUUAUUGUUGGUGGCUUUGGACUAGAUGAGGAGAUUUUGGACAAAGUGCCAAUUCUGUUCCAGCUUCUGGGUGGGAUUUAUGCUGUCCUACAAUUGAUUGGCUGUUUCUUGCUUCGAAACCCAGGGGAAAACUUGAAGGUGGAAAAACCGGAAGUGAUGGAAGAACUUGAAGGUUUAAAUAAUGAAGCAGUUGACGAGAGUCCAAAACCAGAGGAACCCAGCAAGCCAAGAGUGAACAUCGGACCCAGGGAUAUUUUGAAGACAAAGGAAUUUUACAUGCUCUGGUUCACAUUCUUCUUCAAUCAACAAGCAAUUGGGUAUAUUACAACGUCGUACAAGACAUUUGGACAAGGUUUCAUUGAUGAUGACUGGUUUUUAUCGAUUAUUGGAUCAAUUGGGUCCGUUUUCAAUUCUGUUGGACGGAUGUUCUGGGGUUGGACCGCGGACAAGACUUGUUACAAGACCACAAUGUUGCUCGUGACAGCGUUGCUCGCCAUUUUCUUCGCGACACUUCCAUUGGCCGAGUACGGAGGCAAAAUCACGUACGUUCUAUGGGUCAUCGGCAUUUUUUCGUCCAUGUCUGGAACAUUUGCUUUGUUGCCUCUGGCAACUUGUCAGACCUUCGGGCAGAAGUUUACGGGACCCAAUUAUGGACUGGUGUUCACAAGUGCAAUUUUGGGACCACCGCUGCAAUCACUCACUGCUCAGUUGCUCACUGACAUCAUUGGAACAACGAAACUUUUGCUUCUAACUGCUGGGUUCGCUGUGAUCAGUUUCCUAAUAACGUGGUGUUUCAGCAAGACCCCGAAUCCAGAGGAAAUACUGAACGGGAAAACAUCUGACAAUGUGGAAAAUGCUUCUGCCGCUCGUGGUUCCUCUGCUCCUUCCGAAUCUCCUCCUUCAACACCUCAGUCAUCUCAGCCAACUUGGCAUUCGUCUCCUCAGAGUCGUUCAACAGCGACGUCAAAUGAUUCGCCUUCUUCCGCAACUCCGCAUUCGACACCUUCAAUUCCCUCACCAACUCCUCCUGCUCCUCAAACCGUUUCAUCGUGUCACCAGUCGGAUUCGACUCUCUUCUCCUCCUCCCGGAAAACUUGUCAUACUCCGCCUCAUUGGAAUUCAGCAGCUGGUCCAAAGGCAUCAACUUUGUGGGACUCGUCGCGGAAAGCGAGGAAACGCCGCCGUGGAUGA